Apus apus (common swift) is the source of this 3779-nucleotide messenger RNA. RefSeq names its product TNF receptor superfamily member 19 (gene TNFRSF19). Gene Ontology annotation, biological process: positive regulation of JNK cascade; positive regulation of canonical NF-kappaB signal transduction. Gene Ontology annotation, cellular component: plasma membrane. The coding region runs from base 374 to 1603 and encodes 409 amino acids. The record is from RefSeq and is a predicted model, not a curated record. The transcript has 10 exons. Gene Ontology annotation, molecular function: protein binding; signaling receptor activity. Lineage: Eukaryota; Metazoa; Chordata; Aves; Apodiformes; Apodidae.
AUCGUUUUUUAACAAAAGAACCAGAGUACUGAAAAGCAGAAUUUAAGACUGCAACUACCUGCUGGAAAAGGAGCUUUUUUUCCUCUCCAAAGCACUGCCUUUGAUGUACGGCAACUGAUCACUGAUCAGAUUACAGGCAUUUGGUCUCAGUGCUCGUCUGCCUUUGAUCUGCAUGGUUAAUUUUAUUUUCCCGGAUUUGGAGUUUCGUCUGGGCUUGUGCUGACAUACUUUUUUUUUUCUUUUUUUUUUUUUUUUUUUAAAGGAGGCAGAAGCAUUUAAUACAGAAGCUCUGGCGGCGUGAAAUUAAGCUGCAGAAAGCCUAGGCACUGGAAAACUUCGUCAGAUAACAGGUUGAAAGGUUUAAUUGAAAGAAAUGGAUGCUAAAGGAUUACAAGGAGAAGAUAAACUGAAGAUGCUCCUAAUUUUACUAGCGUAUUUGCUAAGUAGGGUAAUUUGUGAGACUGGAGAUUGCAGAGAGCAAGAAUUUAGGGACCACACUGGAAACUGUAUCCUCUGCAAACAGUGUGGACCUGGAAUGGAACUCUCAAAGGAAUGCGGCUUUGGAUUUGGGGAGGAUGCACAGUGCAUGACAUGCAGGCCAAACAGAUUCAAGGAAGACUGGGGCUUUCAGAAGUGCAAGCCUUGUCUGGACUGUGCAUUAGUUAACAGGUUCCAGAAGGCCAACUGUUCUGCCACCACCAAUGCCCUAUGUGGAGACUGCUUACCUGGAUUUUAUAGGAAGACUAAGCUUGGAGGCUUUCAAGACAUGGAGUGUGUUCCUUGUGGUGAUCCUCCUCCUCCCUAUGAGCCUCACUGUACCACCAGAGUAAACCUUGUGAAGAUCCCCUCAACUGCCUCCAGUCCUCGAGACACGGCUCUAGCAGCUGUCAUAUGCAGUGCCCUGGCAACAGUGCUCUUGGCUCUUCUUAUUCUUUGUGUCAUCUACUGUAAGAGGCAGUUUAUGGAGAAGAAACCAACCUGGUCUUUGAGAUCACAAGACAUUCACUACAAUGGCUCUGAAUUGUCAUGUUUUGAUAGACCACGGCUAAGUGAAUAUGACCACAGAACUUGUUGCCAGUGCCAGAGAAGCACAACCCGGACAUGUGGACCAGUUCACUUGAUUCCAUCACUGUGCUGUGAUGAAACCUGUAGCAUGGAGCAUAGCAGUCACAGUUGUGCUUUCCACUCACAGACUACACUUAAUGAAAGGGCUUCUGAUUCUGUUGGAGAAAUGAUUCCUGCUUUCCUUGGUUCUCUUUCACACUCUGCCUGUGGAGACAUUUCAGAUGCUUGGCCUCUUAUGCAAAACUCAGCUUGUUGUGACAGCAUUUCUUUCUGUGAAUCAUACUCAGAACUGGCUGGAGGAUCCGAAAAAUCCUGCAGUCCUGAGACUGAAAAUGCAGCCAAUAUUGAGUCGGAUAAUAACCAGGAUCUAAAUGAAAUACUUAUUUCAGCUAAGUCUCUUGAGGGAAACUUUGCAAAGUCAUUUGAAAUCUCCAAGCAUAGAACAUGCAUAGAAGUUUCAUCACUUCAGAACUCAGCAGCAGCUGAAACCCAGCCAAAGACAGUGCGUAAUGGAACAGCAAAUGACUCUACAGACUGAUAAAGAGGAAACCAAGCUAUUUCUCUCAGCACUAAAUUUGAAUGCUUUUCUGAUGUUCCUCUGCUAAUUCUCAUCAAACUUAGCCUGCUCUUCAAUGUUGCAUGGUUUCAAAAUCAGCUGGAAAAAAAAUGGCAUCAUUUCACACCUUCUGAGAAGUUGCAUCUGAGCCAUAACAGCUGCAAAGUGAAACUUCAAGGAGCAUCCUAGGAGAACCCUGAAAGUGGAUUUAUGACCUUCUGCAUCUCUGAGAAAAAGAACCUUCUGUUUCCUCAGAUUCUCAGGAAGUCUAAUGGAGUGAGCUUAAAAGUAUAUGUAAAUACACCAAGAAAUACAAAUACUUCAGUGUGGUUAGGCAGACAUCUUAAAUAUGGCUACAGAUGUCAGAAAGCGUGGGACAAGAUGUUGCCAGUUAAUCUGCUUGCAGAUGUUUGCAUGCAUUAGGAUUUUUUUUGGCUGGUUCUAAUUUUAAAUCCAUUUUCUGCUGUUGAAGGACUUAAAAAGUAAACAUUUCUAUUUAUGCAAGGAUCAUCUAUUGAUAAACUGAAGCUUUUAUUAUAUAUUACUUUAUAGCCAAUAAGCUAGUUUGGGGAGUUAAAGAAUUUGCAUGUUACAAUAUAUGUGGUUGAAAUCCCCUCCAUCCAACUAUUCCAUUUAUGGGAGGGGGCAUUGUUUUGUUAAAUCUAGCAGGAGAUUAGCUUUAAAUUAGGUUUAGUUUAAUGCAAGUCAAAUGUAUAGAUAGGGGUGUUGUGUUUAAUUGGUAGUCUCAGUAUUGGAUUACAGCACUUGCUGUUACAGCAUGUCCAUUUUGGAUGUUGAAAUAAAUGUAAUCAUCUGUCACACCAAAAUGUCCAACUAGAGCAGGUGUGCUGUGAAAGUAUUCAUACAAUGAUACUGUUGCAAAUAUUUUUUAGCAAUGCCUUUUCAAGGGUCAAGCUUCAUGGUGACCUAAUGAAUUAAUUUAGCAGGCCUCUUCUUCUCUUCAUGUCACUCUGUCCUUCUUACUGUAGCAGUAAAAAAAGUAUUCAUGACGUAUUAAAAAAAAAAACCCAAACCUCUGAAUCAAAUCCUCGAAGCUGAGUGCAUGCCUAGUAACUCUGCCCUUGCUGCUGUUCUUUAAGAUUUUUUUGUAGUUCGUUGCACUACAUCCCACAAUGACAUUUGUUCUGCAGCUGUUUUUAACCUUAAAAUAGUUUUCACUUCUGUGAGUAAUCCCAGUAACCUCUACUGAUUCAUUACAUUCAGCAGGCUCAGACCUGUCAGUGAUGAGCUCCAGCAAUUAUUCUUUACAGUACACAAUGUGCCUUGACAGAAGGGAAGCAAUCAGCAAAACAAAUGUAAAUUUGCAACAAAUAUUACUCAUCUUUCCACACAUGGUUUGUGUGGCAAUGGCAAUGUUGGGACAGUAUUCAUAUUCCAUAAUGGAAAAAGACUUUUGCUUGGGAGCACCCAGUAGAAGGUUGAACCUGCACAAUAAGCCAGUGUAGGCAUCCAAGAGAGCUUCCUCUAAAACCAGUGAGAUUAUUCGUGUGUGCAAAAAUCAUGAAUAACAGUUUUCAAGCUAAUUGUAGUCAAAUAAGAGUAGUUUUUAAGACGUGACGUGUUCUUUUUCUUUACAUGUAAAUGAAGAGAUGUGUGCUUCUUGUGUAUACUUUGUAAAUAGAAAAAAUCCAAUGUGCAUUUCAGUAUAUGGCAAGGUAUUUUUAGAACAUAUAGAGAAUUAGCUUUUCACUAAUAACAGUUCUUUAAAAUGCUAUGUUCAAAAGUUUUGCCAGCAUUUGCCACAGGAAGUAUGAUUUCCCAUUGGAAUUUACACUUUGUAUAAAUGUUUUUGUCUGGCAACCCUAGAGAAAAAUACUCCUUUAAAUGAGUCACAAAUAGCUUGAGAGUAAAUUGGGAGGAAAAAAUGAAGGGAUUGCUUUUUAAAUAUGUGUGUAUAUUAUGUAUAUACUUUUUGCCUUAAUUUAACCAAAUUGGUCUGUUUUAUAUUGCUUGUGGCAAGCAAUGUUGUACAUGCCUACAGAAAACAUACACUGCCACUGAGUUUAGACUGCCCACAUAUCACAUCUAGGGACUUACAGGGCUGUUUUAAAUACUCCUUUAGAGAAUGUAAAUUAUAUCUUGUAUAAAUAAUUUUGUAAUACUUUUUCUACUUGUGAAUAAAAUGUCACGUGAGCUG